ACUCCCAAGCUCAAACAGUAUACAAGUAUAUAGUACGGCCUUUUGCAUCAGAAACGCGUCAUUUUCUCUUUCCUUUCUUCCUACUCCUCUCUCACUCCCAGCUCCACAACAAUGUGGUUACUGUAUUCUCUGUCUCUACUUCUCCUUCUCCUGCUAUUCACUUUAACAGAUCUCUCCUACUCCAUUGCUAUAAACACCUCCAUUGACUACCUCAAGCUUCCAUUGCUCCAUAGAACCCCAUUCACGUCCCCUUCUCAAGCCCUUUCUUUUGAUAUCCGCCGCCUCUCUCUACUCCACCACCACCACCAACGGCUCUCUUUCAAAUCCCCUGUAAUCUCUGGUGCUUCCUCUGGCUCUGGUCAGUACUUUGUCUCGUUACGCCUCGGUUCUCCCCCUCAGACUCUGCUCUUAGUUGCCGAUACAGGCAGCGAUCUUGUCUGGGUCAAAUGUUCCGCCUGCAAAAACUGUUCCAACUACGUCCCAGGAUCUGCAUUCCUGGCUCGCCACUCCUCCACAUUCUCCCCAAUUCACUGUUUCAACUCGCUGUGUCAAUUCGUUCCCCAACCCCGCCCCAAUCCUUGUAACCACUCUCGCUUACACAGUCCUUGUCGAUACGAGUAUUUAUACGGCGAUGGGUCAAAGACGAGUGGAUUCUUCUCCAGAGAAACCACAACGUUGAACACAAGCACUGGAAGAGAGAAAAGGCUGAAAAGUCUAGCAUUCGGGUGCGGGUUCCGGAUCUCGGGUCCUAGUCUUACGGGUGCGAGCUUCAAGGGCGCUCAUGGGGUAAUGGGUUUGGGUAGAGCACCCAUUUCGUUUUCUUCUCAGCUGGGUCGCCGUUUUGGCAACAAGUUCUCCUAUUGUCUCAUGGACUACACUCUCUCUCCGGCUCCCACCAGCUAUCUCAUGAUUGGCGGCAUCCAAAACAACGCGGUUUCGAAGAAGAGAAUCUUGAAAUUCACGCCAUUACAAGUAAAUCCUCAAGCACCCACAUUUUACUAUAUUGGUAUCAAGAGCGUCUCCGUUGACGGUGUAAAAUUGCCGAUUAAUUCCUCCGUUUGGUCAAUUGACGAGUUGGGUAACGGCGGUACGAUCAUUGAUUCAGGAACGACGUUGACUUUCAUAACGGAACCAGCUUACCGUGAGAUUCUAAGAGCGUUUAAACGCCAGAUUAAGUUACCAAGUGCAGCUGAGCUGACUCCGGGUUUCGAUCUUUGUGUGAAUGUGUCGGGCGUUUCAAGACCCACCAUGCCUAGAAUGAGUUUCGAACUUGAUGGUGACUCGGUGUUUUCGCCUCCAUCGAUGAACUACUUCGUCGAAACUGCUGACCGAGUUAAGUGCUUAGCGAUUCAACCCGUUAACGCAGAUGGCGAUUUCUCUGUGAUAGGGAAUCUGAUGCAACAAGGAUAUUUGUUGGAGUUCGAUAGAGACAAAUCACGGCUCGGUUUUUCACGUCGCGGCUGUGCUAUCCCCUGACAAUAAAACGGAGCGUUUUGAUUUUUGAUAUUAUUUUCAUUUUUGUUUCAUUUCAUUUCAUUGGAUUUUUAAUUGUCAAAUUGUUGCUAAAUAUAAAUUAAUAUUUGCGGA
This is a messenger RNA of Hevea brasiliensis (rubber tree), 1587 nucleotides long. Its product is annotated as aspartyl protease family protein 2-like. Lineage: Eukaryota; Viridiplantae; Streptophyta; Magnoliopsida; Malpighiales; Euphorbiaceae. Bases 112 to 1476 code for a protein of 454 amino acids. Gene Ontology annotation, molecular function: aspartic-type endopeptidase activity. The record is from RefSeq and is a predicted model, not a curated record. Gene Ontology annotation, biological process: proteolysis. The transcript has a single exon.